Molecule: messenger RNA, 4374 nt
Organism: Cuculus canorus (common cuckoo)
Lineage: Eukaryota; Metazoa; Chordata; Aves; Cuculiformes; Cuculidae
Gene: SMIM8
Product: small integral membrane protein 8
Exons: 3
Coding region: 335-685 (116 amino acids)
Source: RefSeq, a predicted model, not a curated record
GAGUGACCAUGUUACAAGACAGUCCCACCUAAGGUUAUCUUUUAAAAAAACAGUGUGACCUGAUGUCUUUUUAGACUGAAGACUGCUGCUAGGUCCGCAGGUAGCUAAAGCAUUAGGCAAAAGCAAGUAAAAAAAAACAAACCCAAGCCUAUUAUCAAGAGGUUUACAUUUGCUGCCUAAAGAUGUGUGUCUCCAAAAGUUAAUGCAAGGUCCUGCACCUGGCUCAGGGCAAUCCCAAGCACUCAUACAGGCUGGGCAGAGAAUGGAUUGAGAGUAGACCUGAAGAGAAGGAAUUGCGGGUACUGGUGGAUGAGAAGCUCAACAUGAACCAGCUAUGUGUGCUCACAGAAGAAAGCAUGCUUCAAAAGAAGCAUGGCCAGCAGGGAAGUACUCAACAUUAAUUAAAAUGUCUUCUGCCAAACCUCCGAAUGAAAAUGAAACACCCAAAGAGAGAGCACCAGGACUGAGGGGUGUUCGAACAACUAUGCUCUUCCGAGCUGUGAACCCCGAGCUUUUUAUUCAACCUAACAAACCUGUGAUGGCAUUUGGACUCAUAGCAAUUUCCCUCUGUGUGGCCUACCUUGGUUAUCUGCACGCAACAGUGGAGAAUAAAAAGGACCUUUAUGAAGCAAUCGACAGUGAGGGCACCAGGUAUAUGAGAAGGAAGAAUUCCAAGUGGGACUGAGAACUUAAGGAAGGAAAUCAGCAAAUCAGUCACAGAACUUUUGAAGGCAACUAUGUUUAUUAUCUCUGUCCAUUGAAUUAAUAAACAAAUGCCUCUUGUUAUUUAAUCCAAUUUUAAUGCCUUUAUAAAAUGCCAUGCCUGUACAAAUAAAUUGCAAUUAAGAUACAUGCAAACAUAAAAGAAUUGUCUGCGGUCUCCACAGGAUGUCACAAGGCAGGCAGUUAACUCUGACGUACAGUCGAGACCAGUAGAUGCCUUAGAAAUUUACCUGAUAGUUUAGCUCACUCCUGUCUUUGUUUUGAUUAAGUGAAAACAGGGCUUUGUCUUUUUAAAUAGAAGGCAUAAUGUAUUGUUUGUGAAGAGAAAAAGCUGAUCUCUUCAUCUUUUGAAAGCUGCUAAUUAACAGUGCUGCACAUAAAAUAAUAUUAAGGCAAUAAAUAUCUGAUAAAGCAGCCAUUGAAGGGUUUUAUUUAGUAAAGGAAUUUGUAAAAUACUGGCCAAAAUAUCCCUGGAUGCUAAUAUACUUUUCCCUACAGAUGAAGAAAAAAGAAUCAGUAGCUAGAUAGAGGAGAAAAAGGGAAGCAAGUGAUUGUGCCAAGAGAAAGGCAGGAAGAACUCAGCCAUUACCUUUCCAGUGUGGCAUCAGACAGCAGAUCAGUGAACACACCUGUACCAGCUUGCCAGUCGGUACGUGUUAACUCCAGGUUACCCAGAGCUUCUGGGGUUUUCUUGCCUAGUCAGCAGUAGUUCAUUUAAGCUGAGUAGUUUAUUUAAGUAGUUUAUUUAAUCAAAAAAAAUAGAUUUCUCUAUAUUGCAAAGUACAUAAUAUUACGUUCAUUUAUUAUACAUUACUGAGCUCAAAUUAAGGAAUGGAAAGACAUGUAGAAAAGAAUAUGUCAAUGUGAACAAGCCCAGUCUUGCUGAACGGUCCUGCCUGUGGCCUGGGAGGUGACCCCUCGGCAACAUGCUAGUUGUUGUGGCUGGAGGGCAGUUGGGCAGUGUGGUGUCUCCUUAACACAUGAGGUGGUCUCUUCUGAGCCUCUACCUUGAGCAAAAUGUAUGGGCAGCUGCUUUUCUGUUCCAGCACUGAGGCCCUCUCCUAUGAUCUCCAGCUACUUCUGUGUGCCUGACAUUUCCUAGAUGGUGCUCCAUCAACUAAACUCCAGAACACAUGCAGGGAGGGUUUGUACCAGGCUAUGCCCUUUUUCCACCACAGGUCCUUAUUAAUGGUCCAGUUGCAUUUUUCCACUCAACAACUUGUGUUUACGGCCCCAUCAAGGGCUUCCAGGAAGCUGAGAGACCUCUUUUAUUAUGCCCUUUUGGACAAGGUGUCUUCUGUCAAGCCAAAGAGGAAAGAAUAUGCAGGGACAUCUGCUAUGCCACUCUGGAAAUUGCUUUGCAUUUUGUUACUGAAAGAUUUUGUUCCUGAAGAUAAAAACAGUUAAUGACUGCCUCGAGGGACAGCAGUUGCUCUGUGGGUUUUUUCUGUAUCUCCCUCCAGAUCCUUCACUUUGAACCUGUGAUUUUCCUCCUGUUUGCAUUUUAUAGUUACCUGUAUCCUAAAUUCAAAUGGGUCUUGGUUUGGCUACUUCUUCCUGAGAAUGGAAGUGAGCUGUGCCUUUGAUAAAGCUAUGAAAAAAACAGUAUUUUUACAACCAUUAAAAGUGUUUCCCCCAGCUGCCUCAUAACAGCAAGUUCUUGGCCAAAUCUGAAAGCUUGCAGGUGAGAAAGCUACUUAGCUACUUGCCUUUCAAAAUUUUGAAUUAUGUUUUGGGACACGAAUAUGGAUUUGGAAGUUACUGGGAAAUAAGGAAGGGGAGCAGGUGGCCGAAGAGGAAGGUGUGGGAGUGACCUGGGCAGGGUAUAGGUGAUGUUGCAUGCCAACGGCACUUCAUAGAAGAGCUCUCUGAGAUGAGGCCUCAUAUCUGUUGGAUGGAAUGAAGUCCUGUUAACCAGAUUAAUUUAGACCUGACCUAGGCUGAAGGUAGAGUGAAUAUUUAGACUUGUCCUUAUGUUUAUGGAGCUUCUCCGUGUUUAUUUGUAGCAGCCGCUGUAGAGCUGGCAACUUUAAUGCUGGUAAUGAGGUAACUCGAUGCUACAAAAAUUAUAUAUAAAAAGGAAAUACAGUAGUGCAAUGCAGAGAAGAAUGCAGUAAAUUAAUGGCUGUUACAGUAUCAAGACUGGCAUUUGCUAUUUUAAGUACCUGAUUUAUAUAAUAAAAAUCGUGUAUGUAUAAAAACCCACCCAAACACAAUUGUAAUACAUUGGUAACAAAAUUUCUUUGCUCAGGUCUGGAACCACUGCUCUGCUUAUGUGUCUGGAGGAUAAAGCAAACAGGACCCAAACAGCUUCUUUUGUUCUGUUUUUCUCAAUUUUGUCCUCAGUAGAGUAAUAAUCAUCUACAGUGGAUGACAGCUGGCUUGACAGGAGCUGUGAGUCAAAUUGAUUUCCCAGGCAGAGGCUCCUUCAGGUUUCUGCCAGUUCCUUAUUGUCUGUGCUGGCUUUCACAGCUUUAGCAAGAACAGCAACAGAAAGCUAAGAUUAGAAUAUCCGAAACAGUAGCUAUUGCACUGUUCCUAAAAUCUGUUUAGACUACGUGGUUUGAAGCCUGCUGUGAUGCUGCUGAACUAAUACCAGGGAAAGUUAGUUCUUUGUGAGCAAAGCCAGCCCUGCCUUGUUGCUGCACAGGGAGCUGUAUGAAGGCUGGAAGGAGUCGCUUCAUACAUCCCUCCCUCAUCAUCUGCCUGCAGCAUGUUAUUGAGUUGUCAGCGUGUGUGAAUCCUCAUCUGAAGGCAAAUAUUUUGCCUAAUUUGAUAGAAAGUAAUGGUCAAUGAUUUUCUCUCCACUGUCUUGCAUGUUUUUUGUAGCAACAACAAGCGUUUAUGCCCGCAACCAAGUGAUCUAUCAGGAACAGAGUUCUGAUGUUUUAGUAACUGUAUUACAGAAAUUACUAGAAUACCACAUGGAUUUGAAGUCCCAAUCUGGACUUGUUUGUUUGUUGUGCUGUAUGUUCAAAUAUAAUACCACCACAACCUUCCAGAGCUACUUUUGAUUGGACUCAGGAGUAAAAGCUUUUCAGAAGACAAUAAUGCUCUCAUUGUGAUAUACUGGGCAAGUUUGCUUCUGAAAUCCUUUCCUCACAACCUGAGAUCUAGGAAAACUCCAGGAGCUAUUGUAUUCAUCUGGUCUUGACAGCUAUGGAGGCAUUCAUAUCUUGGUAACAAAGAACUGCACCUACCUUCUGAAUAUUACUAAAUCCAGCAUAUUCAGAGGGGGAACCGUGUCAGCUGUCCUAUGGGGCAUUCAGAUUUGGGCAUAAUGAAGUGCAAAGGAGAAUUAGCUCUAGGACUGUUAGCAAAUGUUUUCUAAGGCUCAGGUAGUCUGGGAAGAACUGUGUGUGACUUAACAUUUGCAAAGAUCCUUCAACAGGACACAACUGGGAUAUUUUAUCUUGGAUCCUACCUUCUUAUACCCGAUUCUGGCUGCUGAACUUAGACUGAGGCUCUGUAGAGCUUUUUGAGGUCCAGUUCUACUCUCCUGCCAUUGGCAGUGGCACCUCCCACCAGAUCAGGCUGCCCAAGGCCUCAUCCAACCUGGCCUUGAACACCUCCAGGAAUGAGGCAUCCAUAACUUCUCUGGGCAACCUGUGCCAGUGCCUCACCACUCUCAGUGUGAAGAACUUCCUUCUA